AUGCAAGCUCAGCACAUAAACGUGCACGGACUUGAAGAUCGCAACACAUAUCUGGUGUUUGAUGGACAUAAUGAGGCGGAAUUCGGAAUGUCAUGGUGUGCUGGAUUUGGAGGAUCUUUCUACAAUGCCUAUUUUGAGGUCAUGCCCAAGCAACCUGGCUUUGAGAAGAGGAGAGAUCUUUAUAUGCUAUACCAUUACUUGAAUCACUACAAUCUAUUUGGUUCUGGCUACCGUUCAUCUGCCAUGUCCAUAAUCGACGAUUAUCUGUGGAUGUUGAAGGCUUAG
This is a messenger RNA of Ilex paraguariensis (yerba mate), 285 nucleotides long. NCBI's taxonomy places the organism in Eukaryota, Viridiplantae, Streptophyta, Magnoliopsida, Aquifoliales, Aquifoliaceae. The record is from the annotation of a GenBank genome assembly.